Molecule: messenger RNA, 1303 nt
Organism: Aspergillus sclerotioniger CBS 115572
Lineage: Eukaryota; Fungi; Ascomycota; Eurotiomycetes; Eurotiales; Aspergillaceae
Product: O-methyltransferase
Exons: 5
Coding region: 39-1247 (402 amino acids)
Molecular function (GO): O-methyltransferase activity
Source: RefSeq, a predicted model, not a curated record
ACCCCGGUCCACCCCCCUGACCCUUGUACAUACUAGCCAUGGCCACUGCUCAGCCCAAUCUCGAUCACAUCCAGCAGUGUCUGGCCGAAGUCACUGCCGCCGUCGACCAGUAUCGCGCCGCAGCCUCCUCCCACACUGGCCAAGAUGCGCGAUAUCAGUUGACGGUCCAAGCAACCCGGCUGGUGCGCGCCAUCCGGGGCCCCGCCGACCUGGUGUUUGCCAAUUUUGAAAACAUGGUGAAAAUGGGGGCUAUCCGCACACUAUUGGAGGCCGGAGUAUUCGACGCCAUCCCGACCGGGGGCCAGAGCAUCUCGGCUGCCGAGAUCACGGCCAAAACCGGUGUGGAUAAGGAGAUCAUCGUGCGCCUCAUGCGGGCCCUCACCCCCGUGGGACCCUUCCGCGAGACGGGCGAGGAGCAGUAUGCCCACACCCCCGAGUCGGAGGUCCUUCUGGCUCCUCAAAUGCGGGCGGUUUUUGGUCUAAUGAUCGACGAGUACUCGCCCGCCAUGCUGCGGACCCAUGAGUUCCUGCAGCAACAGCAGUGGCAGCAUCGGAUUGGGCUGCGGAGCAACCCCUACACGCUGGUGCAUGGCUGCGAUGGCCAGACCAUGUUCGAGCAUAUCUCUCAGCGUCCAGCGCGGGCCACCCGGCUGAACGACGCCAUGGUGGCCGAGGACAGCCUUUUGGCCGAGAUUGGGCUGUAUCCCUUCGUGAAGACCCUGGGCCCUCUGGCGCAGCCCGACGGGGUGACCGUGGUGGAUGUCGGUGGGGGCCGGGGGCAUAUCCUGCGUCAGCUUAAGGAGAACAUGCCGAGCCUCCCCGGCAGGUUCAUCCUGCAAGAUCGUGACAUGGUGAUUGCGGAUAAUGGAUCCGACAUGGAGGCUCAUGGCAUCGAGCCCAUGGCCCAUGACUUUUUCGAACCCCAACCGGUCAAGGGAGCCCUAGUAUACUUUGUUCGGCGGGUCCUGCACGACUGGCCUGAUGAGGAGGUGCGGCAGAUCCUGGCCCAUCUGGCAGCUGCUAUGGACCGGGAGAAAUCGCGCAUCCUCAUCACCGAGACCAUCAUUCCCGAGGUGGGCGCCACAACGACCAAUGCCUAUAUGGAUCUCACUAUGAUGACCUUUGGCGGUAGGGAGCGAACGGUCAAGGACUUUGCCCAUUUGUUUGAUUUGGCGGGUCUGAAACUGGCCAAUGUGUAUCAGGCACCAGGGGUGCCCAUGGUGGUGGUGGAGGCUCAUUUAAAAUAAAUCGGGUGUAGUCCGAGUUGAUUAGUUCGACACCUCUUCCCUCAGGUGCUUGACUG